AUGAAAGAGAUCGUAGAUCCCAUCGGCGUACACACGAACCGGGCGAUCAAACGGCGCAGGAGUGUCGCCGGAGCUGCAAACGGCGUCGUUUUUGUGGCUGUCGGCGGCUUGGCUCUGCUCCCGGGCGGCCACGGCAGUACCGCUCUCACCCAUCGCAACCUUUUCAUAACUCCUAUCCACGUUCCCAGGUUCCGGCGCCGGCGCCGGCGCCGCCCCUCCGCCACCGCCCAUCAAGAACAUCAUCUCCUGGCUCGGAUACUGACUUCCAAGGCCGAGCGCCGCCGGCCGAACCCCGCUGGAAGUCAUAUGCUCGAUGAAAUUGAGUCCACCGCCGCUCGGGAGCUGAGGUUCGGCGGCGUACGCGGCGGAGGGGCCGCCGGUGAAUCUCUGCACCAUGGCCCUGAAGUUGGCCGUGUCGGUGUUGAACAGUGUGGUCGGAGUCCGGCGGGAAGCCCUCGAUCGGCGGCGUGCCGGCUUGGCCACGCGGCCACGGUCGGGGCUGAGGCUGAAUCCGUUCCUGUGGGCUCCGGCGGCGGCGGCGGCGGCGGUUGGAGGGGUACUUUCGGUUUGUCCGACGGUGAAAAAGUCGGUGUGGUAGGGUUGUGA
Molecule: messenger RNA, 606 nt
Organism: Striga asiatica
Lineage: Eukaryota; Viridiplantae; Streptophyta; Magnoliopsida; Lamiales; Orobanchaceae
Source: the annotation of a GenBank genome assembly